Molecule: messenger RNA, 2068 nt
Organism: Theileria parva strain Muguga
Lineage: Eukaryota; Apicomplexa; Aconoidasida; Piroplasmida; Theileriidae
Exons: 1
Coding region: 80-1822 (580 amino acids)
Source: RefSeq, a predicted model, not a curated record
UUUGGAUAUGUUUACAAAACAUGGAUAACUAUAUUUACAGAAAAUUAAUUUUUAAAAUUAUCAUUUAGUAAGCUGUGGAAUGUCACCUCAGGGAUCAGCCCCGUUCUCUAGUAUUUUAUAUCUGACCAAGAGAAAGAGGCUCUCUGAACACCUGUAUGAACAGAGAGAUGAAACUAAUCAUUCAAACCAUCAAUAUUGUUAUGAAAAUGUUUUCUACCCAUCCCAACGACCUGAAAAAUAUGGAAACUCAGGAUUAUAUAGGAAUCUAGUUUACUUAUCAGAAGAUAGACUAAAAUUUGAAACUUCUGAUGGAGUUGCCCUGGAUGUUGAUGAUGGCUUAAAUAGAGGUUUGAAUUAUUUAUCGCAACACUCACAUCUGAUGAAUCUGGGCGAAAUUGAGGAAUUUUUAAGGAUGCAACGGUAUAAAACUCAGGUUCACGAAAAAGUUCAUGGUAAAGUUGAGGAUAUCGCAAAUUUGUUAGAUUUAAAUGACAUGAAAAACACGGAAGUUUCUUACUCUGAUCCUUUUGAACGUGAUUUGGAACUUUCAGAUAGAUAUGUAGGCCCACUGAACGCCUCAGAGGUUGCUCAUCUUAUAGCUCUUGCUCUAAAGUUGCAGGAAAAUGAAAAAUUAGACUCAGAUUUAGGUAAAAAACUGGAAAUUUCAGCGAGUUCUUGGAAAAAUUUUAAGGUCCCUAAUACUGUACCAGAUGAACACAUAUCUUCACUGUUUAUGAAUAAACCCUAUCAAUGUGAAACCUGUGGUCUUAGAUUUAGCUUGAGUGAUACAAAGAGUAGACAUGAGCUAACACAUAAGCAGAAAGUUGAUAGAUUUUGGCAUCCUCUAGACGGAUGGGUUCAUAUGACUAGUAAGGGUACAACUUCCUCCACGUACACGAGAUCUAUGGUUACAUUGGAAACUUUCAGGAACUUGUUUAGAGCAAUUCCCUUGGAGGAUGAGAAUGUUAAUUGGCUUAAGGGUCUUUUAUUUCCAAAUGACCAUGCGUCAAAGGAUGUUGUCAUGACUGAUGAGUUUCAGCAAACUAAUGUUGAGUUUGAGGAAGAAGAGGUUAGUGGUACUAGUGAUCAUUUGAGUGAUGAGACUACUCUUUGGUCCUGGGGAAUAAUGGAUAACUUGGAUGAACCUAUUUCUAUAAGUUCCACACACCAACAACCUGAGGAUGAGGAUUUUGAUUUAGCUCUAUUUAAUCUGAUGUUGAAGAGUGUUUCAUUUAAUCUUUUAAUGUUAAAUUCUAAAAAACCUGUUUUUGGCACCUUUGGUGAUUUGUCGAAGUUUUUCUGUGUGCUAUGUCAAGACAUUUUGAACUGUCAAUUUGAUGUAAAAUAUAAUAAGUUCGCUUACGUGGAUACUAUUUCUUUCCAGCUGGACCCCAAUGUUAUUUCUAAAGUUUUUAAAGAACAUGUUCUCAUAUCAAACAUUUUAUCUCUUGACGAUCUUGAUAAAUUAUCAGUGUUUGAUUUGCUGAAGAAGAUGGCUUCAAUAAAGGUGGUUUCGCCAGAUACCAAGUCUAAACUUGACUUUGCAAUUACUGACUGGAGUUUUAAGUAUACUAAGGAUCUGCUCGGCAUAAAUAGUUCAAUACCUAAGAUGGAUGAUGUAAAAUACUCUAAUAAAUUAGUUAAGGGUUGGAAAAACCCAUUUAAAGAGAAUGACGGGUCUAGUGCAAGGUCUCUGCUCAUUUCACACACAAGUUGCCUAAAGCUAUUCUUUAAUUCGCACCUUAGGCUUGUGAAGGUAAAGGCGAGUUAUGUAAAGAAUGAAGAGGUAAGGAAGAAACUUAAACUACUUAACUUGGUUUAAUCUCUUACUCGGAUUUAUCUAUCAUAUAAACCCUGACACCGUUGGUGAGCCUGCAGGCCUUGUACUUCUCCCCAAGUGUUACAUUAGCGCCCUUUUUAUAGUACAUGUCGUUAAGUGGCUUUGUAUCUACGUUACAAAACUUUGUCGAGUUGAACCUCAGAAGUGGGCUCGGCUUAAAAGUGUUUGACCACAUUCUGAUAAUUUGAUAAACUGUAUUUGAUAUAUCUUUAACCUUUUCUAUCAUUA